Populus euphratica (Euphrates poplar) is the source of this 624-nucleotide messenger RNA. RefSeq lists its product as uncharacterized. The transcript has a single exon. Bases 1 to 624 code for a protein of 207 amino acids. NCBI's taxonomy places the organism in Eukaryota, Viridiplantae, Streptophyta, Magnoliopsida, Malpighiales, Salicaceae. Gene Ontology annotation, biological process: endomembrane system organization. The record is from RefSeq and is a predicted model, not a curated record.
AUGGAUAUUAAGGUAUUGGUGCAAGAAGGAGCAGAAAUUGCACAACCCUUUUUAGAAAAUGUACUGCAAAAACCAGAGAAAACACCAGGGCAAAAGGCCAUAAGGAAGACAUUCAAAGGCACAGCGCAUUUAGCCAGGCUUCUCCCCACGGGUUCAGUCCUCACAUUCCAGAUUCUAUCUCCAAUCUUAACACAUGAAGGCCAAUGUCGCUCCGUUACGAGCCAAACUUUGACAUCAGGUCUUUUAGCCGUGUGUGGCCUAGCUUGCUUUCUCUUAUGCUUCACCGAUAGCUUCAGGGACGCAAGAGGCAAGGUCCGGUAUGGAAUGGUGACUUUCAAAGGCUUGUGGAUUAUUGAUGCAACGGUGGAACUUUCGCCGGAAGAGGCCGCUAAAUACAAGCUGAAGUUCAUUGAUGUCUUGCAUGCCUUCAUGUCUAUCUUGGUUUUUGCUGCAGUUUCAUUGUUUGACAAGAAUGUUGUCAAGUGCUUCUUUCCAGCGCCAACAGAUGAGGCGAAGGACCUUCUCAUUGUUGUGCCUGCUACCAUUGGCGUCCUCUGCAGCAUCUUGUUUCUUGCAUUCCCUAGCAAACGCCAUGGAAUUGGCUUCCCUCUGUCGCGUAAUUAG